Marchantia polymorpha subsp. ruderalis is the source of this 3511-nucleotide messenger RNA. The record is from the annotation of a GenBank genome assembly. Lineage: Eukaryota; Viridiplantae; Streptophyta; Marchantiopsida; Marchantiales; Marchantiaceae.
AAAGUUGAAUUAGUAGUUGAAAUUACACCAACCCGUCCGGAGUGAGGUGUGGGUUCGAACUUGAAGUAAUCUUGUCGUCUGUGGAUUUUGAUGAUUUGCUGGCGCUAAUCGAGUAUAUACACAUUCUUUCCUCGCGCUCACCCGCAAUCAACGUGGAGCACUUUAAUAUCAACGUGGAGUUAAAUCUCGUCGAAGAAAAAGCUAGGACGUUUUGUGAUCGUGCCUAGGUCAUAGUUUACUCGACGGUAGUAGACGAGCAUUGGGAGCGAGAGCCCACAGUUUCGCUCGUUGGCUUGAAACCUGUGGGAAACCGUGUGCAAUUUAUAAGAACUAGACAUUACCCGACUUUAGCAAAAGUUGGAGAGAGGGAAUUUACCCGGGGUGAAUAUCGUGGUAUCGUCUUAUGUCGACUUGACGUUGAUUGGUCACGCACCUCAAGGAGAAAGCGAGAAGGGUCUAGAUUCGAUCAAAUAAGUCCAUGAAGAUGCUAACUUUGGACCAUCGUCGCAGCAGCGCGGGCGUGCGCGCGUCUAUAUAAGCGGGGCAGUCUACGUCAUUCUCAAAUGAGAUGCAUAACGUGCUUCUCUCGGAUGCUACACAGUAGUGUUGGAUCUUCGAGUUUCUUGCGCAUUUUGUAAGAUAUCUACCACUCGCCAGACCGAACUGCUGUGAUCACCUGCAGACACGCCAGGCUCUAAAACACUUUCGAAUUUCCAAAAAAACUGUAUUGGAAAGUUGCAUUCUGAGGGCAUGGCAGCAUGGCGUUAUCUGGCCGUCUUCUUUGUGUUCCAUCACAUAAUUCAGAUUUUUCAGACCUUCGUCGUCCAUGGCACAGCUCUGCAUGGCUGUGGUUCCGAUUUGGAUGCGAGCAUUUUGGCGAUGCCGUUUUGUAACAUAUCGAUUCCUAUUGCGGACCGAACGUUGGAUCUUGUAUCUAGGCUCACGCUGCAAGAGAAAAUUGCACAGCUGGUAAAUACUGCGCCCGAGGUGACCCGUUUGGGAAUACCACGUCAUGAAUGGUGGAACGAAGCCUUGCACGGGGUAGCCUAUAGUCCAGGCGUUACAUUCACGGGGCCUGCCAGUGGCGCUACGAGCUUCCCACAACCAAUACUGACAGCUUCAUCUUUCAACAUGACUUUAUGGACACUAGUCGGCCAGGCAAUUUCUACAGAAGGGCGCGCAAUGUAUAAUCUUGGACAAUCUCAUCUGACCUUCUGGGCUCCGAAUAUAAACAUAUUCAGGGAUCCAAGAUGGGGAAGAGGUCAAGAGACACCAGGAGAGGAUCCCUUACUUACAAGUAUUUACGCAUCAACGUUCGUGAGAGCCAUGCAAGAGAUACGAUAUUCCGAUGAAGGAAGUAGGUACAAAGCACCGUUUGGGGUCCAAAUGGUACCAUCUGAGCUCGACACAACGGAGGAGCGAAGCCCUGCAGUCGGAAGAAUGUUAAAGACUUCCGUGUGUUGCAAGCACUUCACAGCUUACGAUGUCGAAAAUUGGGAUGGUAUAGACCGUUACCACUUCAAUGCUGAGGUGAGCGACCAAGACCUAGAGGACACAUACAAUCGUCCAUUUCAGAGUUGUGUGCAGGAGGGACAAGCAAGUAGCAUGAUGUGUUCGUAUAAUCGGGUAAACGGAGUUCCCACAUGUGCCAAUUAUAAUCUCCUGACUGAGACAGCGAGAAACACCUGGGGUCUAAACGGGUACAUCACUUCAGAUUGUGAUGCAGUGGAGCUCAUAUAUUCUGCUGUCAAUUACGCUCCGAGUGCUGAGGAUGCAGUUGCAGAGGUUUUGAUGGCAGGACUGGAUCUCAACUGCGGAUCGACUGCAGCAAACUUUGGGCAAUCAGCGGUAGACCAAGGAAAAGUUAAUGAAUCAACUAUCGAUCGAGCCCUGUUCGACCUGUUCUCGGUCCGUAUGCGACUUGGAGAGUUCGAUGGAGAUCCCGAGAACCAAAUUUAUGGUUCCUUGGGUUUAGACGACAUUUGUUCGCAAUAUCAUAAAGAACUUGCUAUUGAAGCUGCCGGCCAAGGCAUCGUUCUUUUGAAAAACGACAACAAUGUUCUACCUUUUUUACGCGGACACAUACAGAAGUUGGCUUUGACUGGUCCCAACGCAAAUGCUACAUCUUCUAUGCUCGGCAACUAUGCAGGCGUUCCUUGUGAGUACAUCACACCUUUGCAAGGUCUACAAACGUAUGUCGAUCUUCUACUUUACGAGCCAGGAUGUUGGGACAUAUCAUGCCAGGAUGGAGGCCUCAUAGGAGCAGCGGCAGCAAUAGCAAGUAGUGCCGAUGCUGUGGUGAUAGUCGCCGGAAUUGACCAGACGCAGGAACAAGAAACUUUGGAUCGAACAUCUCUUCUUCUACCCGGGCAGCAACAGAGCUUAAUUGAGACGGUUGCAAAUUCUUCGAAAGGUCCUGUCAUACUCGUCAUUAUGUCUGGAGGAGCAGUUGAUAUAUCAUUCGCGAAAUUUAAUCCUCAGAUACAUGGGAUUUUGUGGGUAGGCUAUCCAGGGCAAGGAGGAGGUCAGGCUCUUGCUGAUAUUCUAUUUGGGCAUCGUAAUCCAGGUGGCCGGCUCCCUGUGACAUGGUACCCUGAAUCUUUCACACAGGUGUCCAUGACGGACAUGAAUAUGAAGCCCAACACAAGCUCGGGCUAUCCAGGAAGAAGUUACCGUUUCUACACUGGAGAGACGGUCUAUUCCUUUGGUGACGGGUUGAGUUACACUAAUUUCCUGAGUACUAUCACAUCCGCCCCAUCGAGGUUUCUUAUUCCUAGCCUAGAACAGCAGCGGUGCUACCACAAUUUCAACUCGACCUCGAAGUGCCCAAAGGGAUUUCAAAAUGAGUUAACCUGCGAUACAGCAAGCUUUGAAGUGCGAGUAUCUGUAAGCAAUCAAGGUGUGAGAAGAGGAUCAGAAACGCUUAUGCUGUACUCAGUGCCACCCAAAAGUGGUAUUGGUGGAGAACCUUUGAAGCAGCUGAUUGCCUUUCAGAGGGUUUCCCUUGAUGCCUAUUCUUCAAUGGAUGUUGGUUUCGAAGUACUUCCGUGCAAGCAUCUCAGCUCUGUAAAAUAUGAUGGAACUAAGGAAUUAGUGGAAGGGACUCACACCCUUGUACUGGGAAGCAAGGAUGAGGUAUCUCACGCUGUAUCCUUCGUUACAAAUUUCUUUUGAUGAGGAGGGUUUGGAUCCGGCUAGGAAAGUCUACGCGAGAGUACCUUCUUCAAUAUGAUGUUGUCAUUUGUAUGAGGAUGAACGCAGAUGAUUCAUCACCUAAAUGGAGAUUAUGGUAAUUGUCUACGUGGUACCAUAGAUGAUAGGACUGGUCAGAUAGAUUUUCUGGUUUUUGUUUCACAAGUUCGAGUCUCAUUGUAUGAAGAAGUUUCUCAUUACUCCAAGAUCAAAGUAUCUCUACUUCUUGCUCUCCAACAAUAUCGCUAUCUUUCAGCAAAGAAUAAUUAGCCCAUGUUUCAAAACCUUCAAGAAUUCUACUAGAUAUAUUUGAAGAUCA